UCCCGUUCCAAUCCUCCAAAUCUGAGAGUUGGCGCGGUGGCUUCUACUGCUACAAUGCCGCCUAGGUGACUGUUGGUCUAGCUCGCUCUGUUGCUGAAGGCCCCGUUUGAUUUCCUCGAAUGGCGUGUCGGGAGGGAAUGCAGCGAUAUAUCCUGCAAUUGAGCAGGCUGCGGCUGAGAGAAGGCAAAUGGAUGGAUGCAAGGCGGACGUUACAUUCUUCCCAAGUUAACUCCCCAGCAAAUGGCACCCCUCCCUUCCGGCAACCCCCUGUCUCCCGCGCCGAAGAGGCCGUGAUACCGCCACCAAAGUCCCAAGGCGGGGGUCCUUUCCUUCUCCUUUCUGCAGCAGUCUGCGUAGCGGCUGGCGCAGGCUUGUACUACACCUUUUACGUGGAUCCUGCCUCUGGUCACCAAGCAUUGGCCCCCGCGGACCCUCCGACGUCUCCGGUCUCGCUCCUGGAACCUGCGAAGCUAAGCGCACAAGAUGAGAUGAUUCUGAAGAGAGACAUGUUGCGGGCGGAGCUAGAGCACCUGAGGACACAGAAGCGCACCAAGUAUGUAGAUGCGAAGAAGCGGGAGAUCAAGGACGAGCUCAAGGAUCUGGACGGUAGGAUAAGGAAGGCGAGCGCUUGACUCGUCUGUGGAGUCUGUGUACAUAGGUUACCAUCAGGUAUGAGGUAGUCCCCGUGCGAUCAAGUGUAUGCAAUCCAGAGUUUCGAGUCACAUGAGAAUUAGAAGCAGUCCUCAAUGUCCAAGCGAAGCUUUGAAGGCUCGUAACGGCACUCUGUAUCGUUUUCCCAAGUUGGCACAUGCAACACUAUCAGUGGCAGGCUUUCUAAGCUGGUGCAGAAGCCCCUAGCGGCUUCUGAAACCCCGAAC
Klebsormidium nitens is the source of this 878-nucleotide messenger RNA. The record is from the annotation of a GenBank genome assembly. NCBI's taxonomy places the organism in Eukaryota, Viridiplantae, Streptophyta, Klebsormidiophyceae, Klebsormidiales, Klebsormidiaceae.